AUGUUUGCGAUCAUCUCGGCUUUCGUCCUCGCUGCCCUUGCAGCCACGUCUGUUGAGGCACACGGCUACGUCCAGGACGUUGUCAUUGGCAGCACUCAUUACACUGGAUACCUACCGUUCUCUGAUCCGUACUACAACCCGCCCCCCGAAAGGAUUAUCCGUGCCAUACCUGGCAAUGGACCCGUCACCGACCUUUCUCUCAUCGACGUCCAGUGUAAUGGAUAUUCGGAUGGAGGUGUUGUGGGCACUCAGCCUGCGCCCAUCUAUGCCACCGUCGCAGCGGGAUCUCAGGUCGCACUGAACUGGACGACCUGGCCUGCAUCACAUGUAGGCCCUAUGAUCACGUACCUCGCCGAGGCGCCAAGCGACAUUACCAAGUGGCUGCCGGGCACUGACGCGGUGUGGUUCAAGAUUGCGGAGGCGGGCAAGACCUCUGAUGGGAAGUGGGCGGCGACCGACCUGCUGACGGCGUCGGACUCUAUUUACACCUUUACAAUCCCAUCCAAGCUCAAGGCUGGCCAGUACAUUGUUCGACACGAGAUCAUCGCCUUGCACGCUGCCUCCGUGUACCCCGGCGCGCAGGUUUACCCGUCCUGCAUCCAGAUCGAGGUCACCGGCUCUGGUGCUGCGUUCCCGACUUCGGGUCUUGUAUCCUUCCCAGGCGCAUACACGGCCGACACCCCCGGAAUCGUAUUUGAUGUCUACAACAACGCCAGCGCCCCUUACCCCAUCCCUGGACCCGCCGUUUGGACCGGCGGUAACUAA
Messenger RNA from Dichomitus squalens LYAD-421 SS1, 765 nucleotides. Its product is annotated as glycoside hydrolase family 61 protein. The transcript has 8 exons. NCBI's taxonomy places the organism in Eukaryota, Fungi, Basidiomycota, Agaricomycetes, Polyporales, Polyporaceae. The record is from RefSeq and is a predicted model, not a curated record. The coding region runs from base 1 to 765 and encodes 254 amino acids.